AUGAGAAAUCAAAGAAAAGCUUACUUAAUCAUAAUUUCAUCAGUGUUCUUCACAGUUUUAUUGUAUUCAAUUGUAUUGUUUAAUCAAGUUUUUAUUCCAAACCGUCAACGGUUUUUUGAACAUCAAUAUAUUGAUCCGAUGAAAGAUACAUCAUUAUUCUUGAAAAAUGUCACACGAGUCAAUGCCGUUAUAAUAGUUCUUGUAAGAAAUAAAGAGAUACAUGAAUUACGCAAGACAAUGAGAUAUUUUGAAGACCGAUGGAAUAAAAAAUAUAAUUACCCUUAUGUAUUUUUAAAUAAUGAAGAGUUUACUCAGGAAUUUAAGGAUUUAACAAAAAGGAUAACUCAUUCUGAGACAUAUUAUGGUUUAAUACCAAAAGAAAUGUGGGAUUAUCCUCCAUGGAUAAAUCAAACAAAAGCUGCCGAUGUACGUAAGGAAAUGGAAGACAAAAAAAUACUCUAUGGCGGUUCUGAAUCAUAUCGUCAUAUGUGCCGCUUCAAUUCCGGAUUUUUCUUUCGCCAUGAACUUAUCCAAAAAUAUGAUUAUUACUGGAGAUUAGAACCCGGUGUGGAUUUUAUGUGUGAUAUCGAUUAUGAUCCUUUUAGAUUUAUUCAAAAGAACAAUAUAACGUAUGGGUUUACUAUUUCACUCUUGGAAUUACAAGAUACUAUUCCUACUUUAUGGGAAACCGUUAAAAUGUUUAUGAAUGAGUAUCAUCAUUAUAUUCCUAGAAAAAAUCUCAUUAGAUUUAUAGAUAAUAUUAAUUAUAAUGGUUGUCAUUUUUGGAGCAAUUUUGAGAUAGGUGAUCUGAAUUUUUGGAGGAGUGAAAGGUACUUGAAGUUUUUCGAUUAUCUAGAUCGAGCUGGUGGUUUCUAUUAUGAACGUUGGGGUGAUGCUCCAGUUCACUCAAUAGCACUUGCUAUGUUCCUAGAAAAAUCAAAAAUACACUUCUUUAAUGAUAUAGCAUACAUGCAUCCCCCUUUUCAACAUUGUCCAAUCGAAAAAUGGUUUCAUGAAUCUGGCAAAUGUCAUUGUAAUCCCGAUAAAAAUUUUGAUUCCACAUUUGGUUCAUGUACUGAAGCUUGGUUUGCAUUAUAA
This is a messenger RNA of Cetraspora pellucida, 1098 nucleotides long. The record is from the annotation of a GenBank genome assembly. Lineage: Eukaryota; Fungi; Glomeromycota; Glomeromycetes; Diversisporales; Gigasporaceae.